AUGGCAAUGUACGGAGGGAGGCUGCGAAUAUAUCUGGAUGACACACUUCUGAUGCGCUCACUUCGCAGCAGUGGCGUGGCCUCGGUAGCCAUUGGUGAAGACUACGGAAUCGGGUUACAGACACUACGCGAACACCAAUCGAGUCUACCCAUAGCACUUAGAAUCACGGAACUUGAUCUGCAAGACGAUCAGGCCAUCAAAAGACUUUCCGAAGUUCUCGCUAAGAUGCCCAAUUGCCACGAGAUUAGCCUAGGAGGAAUGGUUACCGAUGCAGGCUUAGCUCGUUUGGCUGCCAUACCAGAAUUCUCCCAGAUAACAUCCCUCAGCCUCUUCGACACAAAAGUUUCGGACAACGGUCUAAUCGCCUUAGCAGACAUGACACAAUUGGAAGUGCUCUGGCUAAACGAGCACCGCGUUACUGACGCAGGUCUGAUUCAUGUUGGAAAACUCAAGCGGCUGAAACGUUUGGGGCUUCUCGAAGAAGGGGGUAUGGGAAACUCUGCAAGGAUUACUGGAACUGGUCUUCGUCACCUUGAAGGUCUUACCGACUUAGAAAGUGUCUUGAUUGUUGGCCUUCGACUCUCUGACGAAGGUGCGCGUCACCUUGCAAAAAUAGAAGGCUUAAGGAGAUUGAUACUGACUCGCAGUACCACGAUCACAAACGCUGGUGUCGAAGCCUUGACGGGCUUGAGCCAUCUUGAGAGCUUGUCAUUCGACAGUUCAAAAGUCGAUGACUCCUGCCUUGUUCACUUGGAGAAGAUGUCCUCACUGGAGUCGCUCUGGGUUUCAGGAACGAGCAUCACCCCGGCCGGGUUGACGAGUAUCUUGAUGGCGGUCGAUCAGCAAAGUGACAGUACGAUUUUCACGGAAGAGCAUCAGGCCUUCCGACAAUCGUUGCGGCGGUUUGUCGAUAAGGAAGUCAACCCUAACGUCGACAAGUGGGAAGAGGAGCGGAAUUUCCCCGCGCACGAGCUGUUCAAGAAGAUGGGCGACCUCGGCUUUCUUGGUGUCUCAUACCCCGAAGAGUACGGCGGGCAGGGGCUCGACUAUUGGUACACCUUGGUCUUCAUGGAAGAGAUGGCCCGCAUCAACUGCGGCGGGAUCCCCAUGGCCAUCGCCGUGCAGACCGAUAUGGCCACGCCUUCGCUGUGCGACUUUGGUUCGCACGAGUUAAAGAAGAAAUACCUGGAGCCGACACUCAAGGGCGACUUGGUUUGUUCCAUCGGGGUCACCGAACCGGGAGCUGGCUCGGACGUGGCUUCGAUUCAAACCCGCGCGGUGAGCGACGGCGACGAUUAUGUGAUCAACGGCAGCAAGCUUUACAUCACCAACGGCACCCAGGCCGAUUGGGUGUGCCUGCUCGCACGGACUUCCGAAGGCACCGGAUUCCAGGGUAUGUCGCUCAUCGUCGUGCCGACCGACACGCCCGGUUUUAUUGUCAGCCGCAAGCUCGAAAAGAUGGGCAACCACGCCAGCGACACGGCCGAGCUGGCCUUCGACAAUGUUCGCGUGCCUAAGAGCAACUGCAUUGGCGAGGAAGGGCAGGGGUUCAUUCUGCAAAUGAUGCAGUUCCAAAAAGAACGCCUUGCCAGUGCGAUCAUGGCUUACGUCGGUGCUGAGAAGUGCAUUCGCAUGACAAUCGAAUACUGCCGCGAACGCAAGACAUUUGGCAAGCCGCUCAUCGACAACCAAUGGGUUCACUUCCGCAUCGUCGAACUGAUCACCGAAAUCGAGCACCUGCGGCAGAUGUGUUAUCACUGCGCCCGCAAAGUGGUCGACGGUCAGGACAUGACCCGCGAGGCUUCGAUGGCCAAGUUGAAGGCGGGCCGUCUUGUCAGAGAAACCGCCGACUGGUGCAUGCAAUUCCACGGCGGCAUGGGUUAUAUGGAAGAAUACCCGAUGGCCCGAUACUUCCGCGAUUCGCGUCUGCUUUCGAUUGGUGCGGGUGCGGACGAAAUCAUGAUGGGCAUCAUCGCCAAGUACGAAGGCAUCUUGCCCAAGCGGUAA
Messenger RNA from Cladocopium goreaui, 2007 nucleotides. The record is from the annotation of a GenBank genome assembly. NCBI's taxonomy places the organism in Eukaryota, Dinophyceae, Suessiales, Symbiodiniaceae.